Messenger RNA from Aspergillus heteromorphus CBS 117.55, 240 nucleotides. RefSeq lists its product as uncharacterized. The transcript is spliced from 4 exons. Lineage: Eukaryota; Fungi; Ascomycota; Eurotiomycetes; Eurotiales; Aspergillaceae. The record is from RefSeq and is a predicted model, not a curated record. Bases 1 to 240 code for a protein of 79 amino acids.
AUGUGCGACGUCCCCUUCCUCCCCAUCUUCCCCAUCUGCUUCCAAUGCGGAACGGACCAGAAUCCCUGUCGGUGUAAGGUUGUCGGCCCGACACUUGGGUUUAUCUGCACGGUUGUGGCGGCGGUUAUCUGCUAUCCGGCUUCGAUCUUCUGUGGAUGCUGCUUGACGCAGACGGGGAAGGAUGUGCUGGGGUAUCCCGUCAAGGUAAAUGGGGCCGUCAGCGAUGCGAUACCUAUCUAG